This is a messenger RNA of Camelina sativa (false flax), 525 nucleotides long. RefSeq lists its product as uncharacterized. Lineage: Eukaryota; Viridiplantae; Streptophyta; Magnoliopsida; Brassicales; Brassicaceae. The record is from RefSeq and is a predicted model, not a curated record.
AUGUCUUCUUCUCUUGCUCCGUUUUCUUCUUUGAUUCCUUCUCCUCUCGCUCCAAGAUUCUUACAAACUCUAACCCAGUUCCCGAAUUCUCCGUUUCUCUCUUCAUGCUCUUUUUUGAGGUUAAAAAACGCAUUUUUACUGAAUUUGAGAACUCGAAUUGCUCCUCUUCAACCCCAACGAGUUCGGUCCAAAACCCAUGUUUUGUCUGCUCAGUCCAGUUUCUUGAAAGUUCUUAGAACCGCAUGGAAUAUUGGGAAAGACGGAAUUGAAGCUGGAACCAAUCUUGUACCUGUCUCUGUACCUAGAUCAGUUGCUAGAAUCUCUGUGACGAUUGCAGCAUUAGCGGUUUCAUUGUUUGUUGUCAAGUCGUUUCUAUCAACCGCUUUCUUUGUAUUGGUAUGUAAUGCAACACCAUCCCUAUUCGUGGACUCUUUUUCGGUGUUUACAAAGCUAAAUUACUAUGAGUUGUUUGCAUGCACAUGGUACAAUCCGAUUUUGUUGGACUUGAGUCUGGGAGAUAUCUGA